GGAGCAUGCACAUAAAUACGGGAUAGGUGAGAGAGGAGUUACAGGUGUUGCUGGAACUGCGGUACAUCUACCUUCUCAGCUGACCAGGCCGGAACAGCAGCAGCAGGAUACUAUCACAGCCGGAUUGAGAUCCAACGCCCCCUUGCUAGAAAGUCAAGUCUGCUGUGAUUGGCCAGUUGGUGUUGAGUUCAGUAAGCCCGAAGAUGAUCAAAGCUAUGUUGUUGUUAAUCUUGGUCCUAGUGGCCAUGUCCUCAACCUUUGGGAAAUACAUCCCAAAGACUGGAAAGAGGAUCCCCCAGACUCUGUCUCGAGGUUGGGGUGAUCAGCUGAUCUGGGCUCAGACUUAUGAGGAGGCUCUCUACUGGUCAAGGUCAAGGAAUAAGCCUCUGAUGGUACUCUUUCACCUUGAGGACUGCCCACACAGCCAGGCACUGAAGAAGGUCUUCUCAGACAACGAGAUCCAGAAAACUCUUGACGAAGACUUCAUCGUCCUCAAUCUGGUUUAUGAAACCACCGACAAACAUCUCUCCCAGGAUGGACAGUACGUUCCCAGAAUCAUCUUUGUUGACCCAACAAUGACAGUGAGAGGUGAUAUUAUUGGUCCCUAUGCCAAUCGCAUGUAUGCCUAUGAACCAAAUGACCUCAAACUCUUGCUGAGCAACAUGCAGAAAGCUAAGAAACUCCUGAAGUCUGAGCUGUGAACACAAGGACAAGACGCAUGCUUAACUUCUAACCCUGAUCCACACUUUAUCAUUUCAGAUUCACAUUUCAUGCUGUCACUACAGUUUACAUAGAAACUCUGCACUGUAAAGUUUUCCUCAAAUCACAUUCAUUUUACAUGUUUCUGUUUGUGUCGGAUUCUUACUUUUUUCAUUGUUGAUCUACAUCCAGAAUGUCUUUUAAAUAAAUGUGGAACUGUUCAUAUAUAAAC
This is a messenger RNA of Platichthys flesus (European flounder), 931 nucleotides long. It is a transcript of the gene agr2, whose product is annotated as anterior gradient 2. NCBI's taxonomy places the organism in Eukaryota, Metazoa, Chordata, Actinopteri, Pleuronectiformes, Pleuronectidae. Bases 204 to 701 code for a protein of 165 amino acids. The record is from RefSeq and is a predicted model, not a curated record. Gene Ontology annotation, cellular component: endoplasmic reticulum. The transcript is spliced from 9 exons.